AUUUUAUAUUUAAUCUCGUUCAAAAUGUUGCUCAAUAAUUAUAGACAAAGACAAUUUAGUAAAUGUCACAGUUUAAAAGUGAAGCGAUUUCCUCAUUUUUCUAUUGUAAAUAGUUCCAUAAAUAAUAGCAGCCGAACAGUGAAUCCAAUUUUGUCAGAAUCAGUUGUAGAUAAAGAACAGCUAAUACAAGAUGUUGUAAAUGAAUUUAAGAAGAAAAAGCCGUCGCUUUCAACACUAUCCAUUAUAAAUAGACAACUUUUUAAUAACGAGAUUUAUAGUGUUUUUCCAAAAAGAGUUACAUAUGCUCCUGGAUUAAUGUUGGAAGAAGCAAUUCGUUUUUAAGACUCUGUUCUUAUAAGAGUCUGUUCAAUAAGUUUUAAAGACUCUGCUCUUAAGAUUCAAAAGAUGUUGGUUUGGAUUUCUCCUGAGUCUCAAAACCACACUGAAAAUUUAAUGCUGCUGCAGAAAUCACUCAUUUUUAAGAAGACAACUGAAAAAUUGUUUAUGAAAGUAGACUGUGAUUCAAUACAUGAUUGCUUAAGAGUGCCAAGCCUAUAUGGUCCACAAAUUAUAUUUAAUAAAGCAGAGUAUGGUGUAAGGAGUCGAAGUGGUGUUGAGAUUGAUGUUCAGCCCUUGCUCAGUACAUGCGAAAUGGUAGUCGUUUUGAUGGCUGUUUAUUAUUUGUUAGAUUUAACAUAUCCUUCUUGUUUUUGGCAGCUUCUGGGAUGUUUGCAAGAUAUUUGCGGAUUUGGGCAAUCGGAUUUACUAUCUAAAAAAUGCAUUUUAAUUCUGCAAUCUUUUCAUAGCAAUGCAAAGUACUUUUGACUUUAUUAAUGUAAUUUUUAUCAAAGUUAAUUUCUUCAAUUAUUUUCAUGAUUAUGAAAAAUGAUUUAAUAUAAAUAUAUUAAGGUAUUAAAC
Molecule: messenger RNA, 918 nt
Organism: Hydra vulgaris (swiftwater hydra)
Lineage: Eukaryota; Metazoa; Cnidaria; Hydrozoa; Anthoathecata; Hydridae
Source: RefSeq, a predicted model, not a curated record